Chroicocephalus ridibundus (black-headed gull) is the source of this 2206-nucleotide messenger RNA. It is a transcript of the gene ASPHD2, whose product is annotated as aspartate beta-hydroxylase domain containing 2. The transcript is spliced from 4 exons. Lineage: Eukaryota; Metazoa; Chordata; Aves; Charadriiformes; Laridae. The record is from RefSeq and is a predicted model, not a curated record. Gene Ontology annotation, cellular component: membrane. Bases 1069 to 2178 code for a protein of 369 amino acids.
GCAGCGGGGCUCGGCGGCGGGCGGGCGACACGGCCGCGGCCGGGUGACACCGCGGCGGCAGGUGCCACCGCCAGGUUGGGUGACGUGACGCCAGCGCUCGCCACACACCGGGUGAUGCAGGCAGCCACACCGGUGACACCAGCUGACGCCGCCACGCCGGGUGACACGCUCACACUGGGUGAGACCAGUGCGCCGGGUGACACCGCCGGGGUGGCACGCCGGAGGAAAGGGCCAAGCCGGCGCCCGCGGCUGCCUGGCCGUGCUCCAGCUCCGUAGUAGCAGCCGGCACCCUGCCCUCACCCCAACGCUCCUGCAUCCCGAGCAGGCUCCCCACACCGCUCCCAAAGGCGACGCUGCCGGUGCCGAGCCGAGGACAGCCCCGCCACGCGUCCUCAUCACCGCAGGGCCCAUGGCCUGGGGAUCCCGGCAGGGCUGAGCGAAACCUGCCUCCUCCGGGAGAUGCCGGGGCCCCCACGGAGCUGCCGAAGAUGCAACUUUCUGCUGCAUCGAAGCCUCUCUGCCUUCAUUAUGUAACGGCGCUGCUGCCUGGCACGGUGCUCGCCUCCACGUCCUGCACAACUUCAGUGUGAUGUGGAAUUGAUUUCCACUCUUCUGGACUGGCGCCGCUGUUUAUUAUUAGCUGACGGGUCUUUUCUUGGAUCUCGGGCCAGGGGUGCUUUAUGCAACUACCCAUCUCGGCACGGGGACGCCGCGCUGCGCGCAGACAGGCUGGAAGGGUGACGGCACCGACCGGUCCCGGCCGUACAGCGUCCGCUGGGAGCGGUGCCGGCGUUUGGGGCCCUGCUCUGCCACCGCUGGCACAACCCCUGCGGAAGAGCCUUCCUCCAGCGCUGCCUUUCAGGAUGAUCGGCCCAGGAGCGCCAGCGGAGACCCUCCAGGCACAUCGCUGCUGACCCACAGCGCCGGGACCCCCGGGCAGCCUGGCCGCCCGCCUCCCCGGGAGCUGCCGUCAGCCGCUGCCAAUGCAGAGCCCCCGGGUGCGCAGGGGAGAGCCACAGCUCCACUUCCCCAUGGCAGCCCCUUCCCCUCGCGCCCUGGCCCAGCUGCAUGGUGUGGGUGCCCCUGAGGACCACGAGGACUGACCGCCGGGCCCCCCUGCGCGCACCCGCCACCCGCUGCACCACCAUGUCUUUGGAGUGGCUGAUGGAUUGGAGCUGGUCCCUGGAUGGCCUCCGGGAUUUCAUCGCCACUGGCAUCCAGUCUUUCCGGGACUGCGACGCCACCGCCCUGGCCGCCGUCGCCUGCCUCCUGGUCCUCUUCGUGUGGUACUGCUACCACGUGGGGCGGGAGCAGCCCCGCGCCUACGCCACCGUCAACGCCCUGAUGCAGAGCGCCGAGGCCAACGGCGUGCAGAACGGGUACGUCUACUGCCACUCGCCCGAGUGCGUGCGCUGCACGCACCACGACGGGCUCAACCAGAAACUCUACCACAACCUGCAGGAGUACGCCAAGCGCUACUCCUGGUCCGGCAUGGGCAGGAUCCACAAGGGCAUCCGCGAGCAGGGCCGCUACCUCAACAGCCGGCCGUCCAUCCAGAAGCCAGAAGUCUUCUUCUUGCCGGACUUGCCGACCAUGCCCUAUUUCUCCCGGGACGCUCAAAAGCACGACGUGGAGUUGCUGGAACGCAACUUCCAGACCAUCCUGUGCGAGUUUGAGACCCUCUACAAAGCUUUCUCAAACUGCAGCCUCCCGCAAGGAUGGAAAAUGAACAGCACGCCCAGCGGGGAGUGGUUCACCUUCUACCUGGUGAACCAGGGCAUGUGCGUGCCCAGGAACUGCAGGAGAUGCCCACGGACGUACCGCUUGCUCGGCAGCCUUCGCACCUGCAUUGGCAACAAUGUCUUUGGGAAUGCAUGCAUCUCCGUGCUCAGCCCGGGCACCGUCAUCGCCGAGCACUACGGACCCACCAACAUCCGCAUCCGCUGCCAUCUAGGUCUGAAGACGCCCAGCAACUGCGAGCUGGUGGUGGGGGGCGAACCCCAGUGCUGGGCUGAGGGUCGCUGCCUGCUCUUCGACGACUCCUUCCUGCACACGGCGUUCCACGAAGGUCCCCCGGAGGAGGGUCCCCGCGUGGUCUUCAUGGUGGACCUGUGGCACCCCAACGUGGCUGCUGCCGAGCGCCAAGCCCUCGACUUUAUCUUCGCCCCGGGACGAUGACGGCGCUGCCCGGUGUCGUGGGUUCGAG